AUGAUUCCUCCCUUCCAUAAAACAACUCAGUCAAGUGAUCAUGAAGGGCUUAACAGCCUUACAGUACUGCCCACUGGUGUUUUUAAGACUCUAAGCCCGGUCUUCACACAUGGUUUGGCCCUUGUUGGAAUUGUUGGAGGGUUCGCUCUUGGAGUUUGGCUUGUCUGGCUAUUAGUCAUCCGCACAUGCAAACUCAAAGCAAAUAUCGCAUCUGACGGGACCUCUGAAUCCGCCCCUCUUCUAAACCCAGAUCAAACAGGAACCAAUCUUCAGCGCGGUGGACUGAUUGAUGAGGGUGAACAGAGGGAUCAUACUUCCACGUUACUCUGUUCCAUCUGUGCAAAAAUAGAUUUUUACAAGAUAUUCCUUGAUGGCAUUCCAGAGGAUGAGGAGAUUCCGCUCGAUCUACUCUCAUCUAUCUUGGAAAAAUCCUACCAAUGCAGUUUCUGCCGUCUCAUAUCCUUUCACGUCCGUCGAACAUUUGAUGUUGGACAACUUUCCUCACGCCGAUCUCUCAGUGAUCGAAUGUCGGCUGUUCUCGAUGAAUUGCGGUUGUCUUCGGGGGCCCUUUUAUCCCCCACCCAAAUUUCGUUGCUACCGCCUCCACAUCAAUAUGGAGGGCCUACAGGAUCUUUGGGAGAGUUAUCCAGCUUCAAGGGCAACAGCAGGGUGAAGAAUACUGUGGAUAUCGAUCUGGUGAAGAACUGGAUCAAGCUGUGCCAGGAGAACCAUGGAGAUGAAUGUCAAAGUGCUUGGAGAAAGGACGGCGAAGACGACAGGAAGCUGCCGGCGUUUGUGAGAGUGGUGGACGUAGUAUCGAUGGCCAUGAUUCCUGCACCUUCUGGCUGUCGUUAUGUCGCCCUCAGUUACGUAUGGGGAGGCGCUGGCACAGAGUAUUGGACGACGAAGGAUAAUAUAGCGGAGCGCUCCAAGCCUGGCGGGCUAAACACGACGAAAUUACCUGAGACCAUCACUGAUUCGAUUCUAUUCGUUCGACAACUUGGUGAACGUUACAUAUGGAUCGACGCUCUAUGCAUCAUUCAAGAUGAUUUGCAGGACAAGCUCACUCAGAUACACGCCAUGGAUUUGGUUUACGGUCUGUCUUAUCUCACGAUAAUCGCUGCUGGCGGCACGACGGCUCGAGACCCUCUCCCAGGAUGCCGUCCACGAACUAGAACACUACGACAGCAUAUUGAGGUUGUUCAAGGACUUCAUCUCUAUGUGUCUCCUCCAAGACUUGGCGAGGCUCUCGCUCUGUCCACAUGGAAUACACGGUGUUGGACCUAUCAAGAGAGCGCGCUCUCCCGCCGAAGAAUAUACUUCACUGGGCAGCAAGUUCACUUUGAGUGCCGCGGUGAUGUCUUCGCAGAAGACAUUGUCGCCGAAAGCAAAGGCCACCAAUUCUCUACCAGCUUUCUUCGGCUUUCACGCAGAGAAUUUUUCCCUUCCGCAGACUCCUUUGGGAGUUACAUGGAGGCCGUUAAGCAGUGUACACAACGCAAUCUCACCGUGGAAUCAGACAUUGUCAAUGCUCUCACUGGAGUGACAAAUGCUUUGGCGAUAGGUUUUGGGCUGGGUAAACCUGCCAGAGUCUUUCAUUAUGGAAUGAUGUUGACAGACCUGCAUCACGCGCUUCUCUGGCAACACGAUCCACACACACCUCGCGCUCGUCGUUCCCUUUUUGACGGAGACAGUUCACCUUGGCCUUCUUGGGCAUGGGCUACGUGGCGUGGCGCUGUUGACUACAUGACGGAGCACCGGUAUGUGGGGAUCGACACUAGUAGUGGCGAACCAUCGGUGGCGGAAACGCUUGUAGGUCCUUGGCACAUCGUGGACCAGAGUGGUGAUACAAUGCAGCUUGAUGUUCGCCGGGUUUCCCGGAUCGUUUCAAUUCCCAUGACAGAGGAAGAGAAAUCCGGAUAUUCUUCUCCACGAGGGAUCUUAGACCCAACGGAGCUGACACUAAGCAUUCAUCGACCACUAGAACCAGGCACCCUCAUUUUCCGUACGACUUCCAGCCACUUUGGCAUUACACGGCGAGGUGGUGAAGAAAACGAAGAAACAAGUGCAUGUCUCCACCACGGUCUCUUCAAUAUUCUCUCCACUACAUCUUCCCCUCCCACUUGGGUUGGCACUGUCGUCCUGCCAUUGGACCCUGCCCCGCCGACUACUCUCGAGUUCAUUGUCCUUUCCCGUACCGGAACGCGUGGCGUGUACGACGAAGAGAGACUUGUGAAUUACCAGGAAUGCUUGCUACAUGUGAUGGCGGUUAGUCAGAAUGAGGGCUUGAUGGAACGUGUUGGGUUGGGCGUCAUCCAUGAAGCCGCCUGGAUUGCUUCAAGGCCGGAGGAGAGGGUAGUGUUUCUUCGAUAA
Molecule: messenger RNA, 2373 nt
Organism: Suillus paluster
Lineage: Eukaryota; Fungi; Basidiomycota; Agaricomycetes; Boletales; Suillaceae
Product: heterokaryon incompatibility protein-domain-containing protein
Exons: 4
Coding region: 1-2373 (790 amino acids)
Source: RefSeq, a predicted model, not a curated record